GUUCCAUGAUUUAAGAAACAAGACGGUACCCUUGAUUCUGACAAGUCAGGGCUCUGGUAGCUCAGCGCCAGGCGCGCAUAUACACCCAACUUUACCAUGCCCAUAUCUUUGACUUCACCCAUACCGUUCUUUGCACCCCAUGAUCGUAAUCGCAGAGCGGAUUCUAACUUGGUUCUAGGAAAAAACGGGCAAGCGUCAAUCGUAAACUUGGGCCCUCCAGCAGGACCUGGAGACAUCUCAUACAACCCCGAAGGCAACCGCAGGCCGGCCCAAUCUGUGCCACAACAGGUCACGCAGAUCAGUCCUGACCCUCUCAGUGCAACCGGAAUGCAGACAGGAGGCCAGUUGACACAGUCUCAGGCGUUGGUGACUACUGUCCCUGCUUUGGCAAUGACCUCAGCUACGGCAACUGGCACAAUUUCCUCAUUGCUCAGCAGCACGACGCUAAGCUCGUUUUCAUCACCCACCACUACUCCAUCCAGCACCUCAAGUAGCACUAGCUCAUCCUCUCAUCCGACAGCAUUCGUCUCUCCUGCUUCCAUGCAUACGUCGAAACCCGAGCUCUCCGCCCCGUUUUACGUUGCGAUCAUCCUGGGCACCGUUUGUGUCCUCGCUUGUUGCCUGGCAUUUUUGGCAUGGUGGCUGCGUUCGCGCGCAUCAGCGCGGAAGCCACGAGACGAUGACGAACUUUGGACAGCGAGAGAUGUGCUCGAGGACGGCCCCGAGCCCAGUCUGCUGGUGCACACCCCGCACGAGGAAUCUGAGUUUUACCUUCCUGCAUCUCUCGUCCGGAGAAACACUGGCGAUCCCUUUUCCAGCCCUAUAAACACACCGACGACUGCGAAUUUUGACAAAACCAUUGAUCGGGCACCAGGGUACAAUCCCUCAAGAACGGUGGUUGGCAGCGUCUACCCGCCCAUGGAGCAGCGACGACCCACACUCAGGAAUUCCGCAAGUGCGUUCAGCGUACAAGAAAGCCCGCGCACGCUUGGUCGGCUGCAGGUAGCAAAUAUAGCCCCUGGCGAUCUGACGUCUGGCGACGAAUCAAGCCACGGCGGCCCAGCGUUGUACAGCACAAGGGUAGCCGAGUUAGGUCCACCGAGGAGCGCCGUCCAGCGUCCCACGCAAAGUUUCCUGCCGCUGGAAGCAGAUGGUCUACCGCAAUUCCUCCCCUCGCCAGGCUAUGCCCAGCGCACGCCUAGAGGGAGGUUACAACCAGUGAUGGAAAACACCCCAGGCAUCGGCCCUGGAGACUGGCACAACAUACCUCUCCCUGACGAGGCCGAACCUCACAACUCAAUAGUAAACGAACACCCACCCCCGGAGGGCUGGGCCUCCGCCCUCAAGUCCAACUUCAUGACCGCAUUCGGCACUGUUGCCGGCAACCGCACGCCGCGCCCAUCCACGUACGAAGAAAGUGACGCUCCGCUGGGCUCUGCAAAACACCAUUGGCCACAACAAUUUCCAGAUCCCGAAUACGACGUACCUCUCGCUGCUCAUAAGCCGCCGUCAUACUCUACAGAGCCCCAUCUGAACAAUAGCGACGUAAACGGAUUGCGCAUUCGUGGACUGGGCGGCCAUCCUCGGGACCGGGUUGCCUCCUCCGACGUAUCGCAGUCGAAUCUGGCAUUCAGCGAUAGCCAGGUAACCCUUCGACCAGGCAUGGCACCCGUGUGGACGCAGGAAUCCCAUUUACCGCUAAAACACAACGCAGCUCCCAUUGGCAUAGCAAAGGACAAUAGUCGUGCCUCACACGCCAGCUCCAGCAGCGUUUACACCUCCGAGUCCGUAGCGGCCGCCUCAGCGAAUCUGAAAAACUAUGGUUAUGGGUUUACGCAGUCACAUCUGGCACUUUCUUCCAACGAGAUCCCGAAAUCGCGCACGAACACGAUGCAGUCUGGACAAUCCAAAGUGUCGUCGCGGAAGAGGGGUGGGCAGCGGAGACGUUCAAGGCCUAAACCAAUUCAGCGUGAAUCAUCGUCCGCGUCUUCGAUGAUAUCCUUUGGAUCAGACUUGUUACGUCCUCCUCAGUCUGGUCAUCUAUCCGGGAGAGAGAGCAUGGCAAGGAAAGCGCUGCUGGAGAGGAGACGGAAGAUGACGAUGCACGAACCGUUGGACAAGUAGCCCGAUGCUGUGAUCCUCCAACCAAGGCAUGGAAUGUUUUAGGAUUUGUCGUCCAGUGUUAUUACAAAGAUGUAUAAACAAGUUGUCGAGACCGUGAUAUGAAAUAAGCAUUGACAGGCGAAAGAAGUAGUAACUGAACGUGAAGUCUACAGUGUCUGGACAUGGCACAUGCUCCUUCCGUCUAUGUCACCGUUUAUUGCUUGGCCU
Molecule: messenger RNA, 2331 nt
Organism: Suillus clintonianus
Lineage: Eukaryota; Fungi; Basidiomycota; Agaricomycetes; Boletales; Suillaceae
Exons: 1
Coding region: 97-2124 (675 amino acids)
Source: RefSeq, a predicted model, not a curated record